This is a messenger RNA of Lutra lutra (Eurasian river otter), 3055 nucleotides long. Its product is annotated as putative dimethylaniline monooxygenase [N-oxide-forming] 6. The transcript is spliced from 9 exons. Gene Ontology annotation, molecular function: flavin adenine dinucleotide binding; NADP binding; N,N-dimethylaniline monooxygenase activity. The coding region runs from base 297 to 1895 and encodes 532 amino acids. Lineage: Eukaryota; Metazoa; Chordata; Mammalia; Carnivora; Mustelidae. The record is from RefSeq and is a predicted model, not a curated record.
UCUUGAAGCCUCUCUUAGUCUUCUCUUAGGAGGAUUAACGCUCCCACCUGAGGGCUGGCACUCACUAAAUCAAACCUCCAUUGCGACAUCAAUCAUCUCUCACCAUUAGACCAUCUGCUUCUGGAUGGACAGCACUGGCACUUUUCGUCUUUGCAUCUCCAAGAGACUACUAUAACACAUAACGUGGUGAGGAUCCUGACGCACAAACCUUGACUGGUUCUUCCUACUGAAAAAUCCCAAGUGUUAAGGGACACUCUUCUAAAGAAGCUCUCUCCAGGCCCUCCUUCCUGGCAACCAUGGGGAAGAGAGUGGCCAUUGUCGGAGCUGGUGUCAGUGGCUUAGCCUCCAUCCGGUGCUGUCUGGAAGAGGGGCUGGAGCCCACCUGCUUUGAGAGAAGCAAUGAUGUUGGAGGCCUGUGGAAAUUCUCGAACCAAGCCGAAGAAGGCAGAGCCAGCAUUUACCAGUCCGUAUUCACCAACUCUUCCAAAGAGAUGAUGUGCUUUCCAGACUUCCCGUAUCCUGAUGACUUUCCCAACUAUAUGCACCACAGCAAGCUCCAGCAAUACAUAAGGACAUUUGCUCAAAAGAAGAACCUUUUAAGAUAUAUACAGUUUGAGACCCUGGUUUCUAGCAUAAAGAAAUGUCCCAACUUCUUAGUCACCGGACAAUGGGAAGUUGUUUCGGAAAAGGAUGGGAAACAGGAAUCUGCUAUUUUUGAUGCUGUAAUGAUUUGUUCAGGACAUCAUGUGUACCCCAAUCUACCAACUGAUUCUUUUCCUGGCCUACACCGGUUUCAAGGCCACUACCUCCACAGCAGGGACUACAAGGACCCAGAAGCCUUCAAGGGGAAGAGGGUCCUGGUGAUCGGCCUGGGGAACUCCGGAUCUGACAUUGCCGUAGAGCUCAGUCGUCUGGCUGCACAGGUCAUUAUCAGCAGCAGAAGUGGUUCUUGGGUCAUGAGCCGGGUUUGGGAUGACGGCUAUCCUUGGGACAUGGUGUACGUGACCCGUUUUGCAACCUUCCUCCGGAAUGCGCUUCCUUCAUUUGUCUCCGACUGGUUAUAUGUCAAGAAGAUGAACACAUGGUUUAAGCAUGAGAACUAUGGCCUGAUGCCUUUAAAUGGUCCCCUGAGGAAAGAGCCUGUGUUCAAUGACGAGCUCCCAUCCCGCAUCCUGUGUGGUACCGUAUCCAUCAAGCCCAGCGUGAAGGAGUUUACAGAGACCUCAGCUGUGUUUGAGGAUGGGACCGUGUUUGAGGCCAUUGACUACAUCAUCUUCGCAACAGGCUAUAAUUACGCCUACCCCUUCCUUGAUGACUCCAUCAUCAAAAGCAGAAACAAUGAGGUCACCUUGUUUAAAGGCAUCUUCCCCCCAAAAAUGGAGAAGCCUACCUUGGCUGUGAUCGGCCUUGUCCAGUCCCUUGGGGCUGCCAUCCCCACGGCUGACCUGCAGGCUCGCUGGGCAGCUAAAGUGUUUGCAAAAUCAUGUACCUUACCAACUACAGGUGAAAUGAUGGAUGACAUUGAUGAGAAAAUGGGGAAAAAACUCAAGUGGUUUGGCCAGAGCCAGACUUUGCAGACAGAUUACAUCACAUACAUGGACGAGCUGGGAUCCUUCAUAGGGGCCAAGCCCAACAUACCGUGGCUCUUCCUAACUGAUCCCCAGCUGGCCCUGGAGGUGUUCUUUGGUCCUUGUAGCCCAUACCAGUUUCGACUGAUGGGACCAGGAAAGUGGGAUGGGGCCAGAAAUGCCAUCCUGACCCAGUGGGACAGGACGGUAAAGCCAACCAGGACAAGAGCUGUCCGUGAGGCUCAAAGACCCCAACACUUUCACAAUUUGCUCAAAAUGCUUUCAUUCCCAAUGCUUUUGCUGGCUGUUUGGCUUACAUUUUAUUAAUGAGAAAGCCCUUUACGUCUCAGAGUUUAGCCUAGAAGUUUAAUCACAGAUAUCUAUGUAGUUUAAUUCCAGAUAUAUACACACGUGCAUACAUAAAAUCUCAGCUACUUCUUCCCCUCCUGCAGAUAUAAAAAUGAAUUCUGGCCCAUUUAACUGAAAGUCUCAAUAAAAUGGAAGAUACUCAGCCUCUCCCUUUCUGAUGAGAAUCUAUACUCUAGAAAGGAUUUUCACACGAUGCAUUGGCAAGUUUGGAGAUGCCUGAGAUAAGGAAGAAGGAAGGUGAAGGGGAGUGAGCACAGAUGUGAAAGAUGAACAAACUUCAGUAAAUUAUUUAAGGGUGUUUUAUCAUGAAUCAUGAUUUCAGUUUUAUCAUGAAUUCAAUCAGAAAUGACAUCACAACAAUAAUGAAUCUUCCAACCCGUGACACAGUGUCUCUCUUCAUCUACUUAGAUCUUCUUUAAUUGCUCUCAAGCAGUGUUUGUAGUUUUCUGUGUAUAGUUCUUACCCAUCAUAUGUCAGAUUUAUCCUAACUAUGUGAUAUUUUUGGAUGUUAUUAAAAAUAGUAGUUAAACAUUGUUUACAGCUUAUAUUUAGAAAUGCAAUCAUUUGUUCUAGUAACUUUUUUUAUAGAUUCCAUAAUACUUUCUACAUAAAUAAUCAAUUUGCCUAAAAAUAAGAUAGCUUUACUUCUCCAGUUUCGAUUUGGAUGUCUUUUAUCUCUUUUGCUAGCCUUAUUUCUUUGAAACUCCAAUAUAAUGUUGAAUAGAAGUGGUGAGAUCAGACAUCCUUGCCUCGUUCCUGACCUUAGGAAUGAAGCAUCGAGUCUUUUACGAGUCAGAGUGAUGUUGACUAUAGAUAUUUCAGAAAUGCCCCUUAUUAAGUUGAGGAAGUUUUCUUCUCUUCCUAGUUAGCUAACAGUUCUGAUCAGGAAUGGAGGAUGGUUUUUGUCAGAUACUUUUUUUGCAUCUAUUGAGAUGAUUGUAUGGUUUUGGUUAAAAUAUGGUGAAUUACAUGGACUCUUAGCCCAAUCUUGCAUUGCUGAAAUAAAUGCCACUUGUUCGUGGUAUAUUGCCCAUUUUACACACUGUAGGAUUACAUUUGUUAACAUUUGUUAAGGAUUUUUGCAUGUAUGUUUAUAAUAAAUAUUGAUCUGUAUUUUA